Messenger RNA from Molossus molossus (Pallas's mastiff bat), 1924 nucleotides. It is a transcript of the gene RASSF1, whose product is annotated as Ras association domain family member 1. The record is from RefSeq and is a predicted model, not a curated record. Bases 96 to 1118 code for a protein of 340 amino acids. The transcript has 6 exons. NCBI's taxonomy places the organism in Eukaryota, Metazoa, Chordata, Mammalia, Chiroptera, Molossidae. Gene Ontology annotation, biological process: Ras protein signal transduction. Gene Ontology annotation, cellular component: microtubule cytoskeleton; nucleus.
CUCCGGGGCGGUGCUGCAUCGGGGCCCGCCCCACGGUCCCGCCCGCCCCACCAUCUCUUACUCCCAGAACUGGCCGGAGCAGGGCGGACCGGGCCAUGUCCGCUGAGCCUGAGUUCAUUGAGCUGCGGGAACUGGCACCCGCAGAGCGCUCCGGCCCAGGUCGCACCCGCCUGGAGCGUGCCAACGCGCUACGCAUCUCCCCGGGCACAGCGCGAAACCCAGCAAGGCAGCCGGUCCGGGGCCGUGGCCACCGCUUCCAGCCUGCGGGGCCCACCACGCACACGUGGUGCGACCUCUGCGGUGACUUCAUCUGGGGCGUCGUGCGCAAGGGCCUGCAGUGCGCGCACUGCAAGUUCACCUGCCACUACCGUUGCCGUGCUCUCGUCUGCCUGGACUGCUGCGGCCCCCGGGAUCUUGGCUGGGAACCAGCGCUGGAGCGGGACACGAACGUGGACGAGCCUGUGGAGUGGGAGACACCUGACCUUUCUCAGGCUGAGAUUGAGCAGAAGAUCAAGGAGUAUAAUGGCCAGAUCAACAGCAAUCUCUUCAUGAGCCUGAACAAGGACGGCUCCUACACAGGCUUCAUCAAGGUUCAACUAAAGUUGGUGCGCCCUGUCUCAGUGCCCUCCAGCAAGAAGCCACCCACCUUGCAGGAUGCCCGGCGGGGCCCAGGGCGGAGCACAGCCGUGAGGCGCCGCACCUCCUUCUACCUACCCAAGGAUGCUGUCAAGCACCUACAUGUGUUGUCACGCACACGGGCACAAGAGGUCAUCGAAGCCCUGCUGCGCAAGUUCUUGGUAGUGGAUGACCCCCGCAAGUUUGCGCUUUUUGAGCGUGCUGAGCGCCAUGGCCAAGUGUGCCUCCGGAAGCUGUCAGAUGAUGAGCAGCCCCUGCGGCUGCGGCUCCUUGCAGGGCCCAGUGAGAAGGCCCUAAGCUUUGUCCUGAAGGAGAAUGAUUCUGGGGAGGUGAAUUGGGAUGCCUUCAGCAUGCCCGAACUACACAACUUCCUGCGCAUCCUACAGCGGGAGGAAGAGGAACACCUCCGCCAGAUCCUGCAGAAGUACUCCUACUGCCGCCAGAAGAUCCAAGAGGCCCUGCAUGCCUGCCCCCUGGGGUGACCUCUUAUACCCCUGGGUGGAAGGAGGAGAGUAGGCAGCACAAAGGGCAUGCCGUGUGAGUGUGACAGGGCCUGUGUGGCCUGAGGAAUGAGUGUGCGUGGAGGCCCUCAUCUUGCUGGUGGAAUGAACCUAGAGAACAGCGAAGGAGCUGGCUCCCUGUGUCCACCCAUGGGUGUAGCAGAGCAUGGCUCUGCACCCUCUGCCAUUCGUGAGUCAUGGUGGGCCAGGGUUGCCCUGGGAAGCUGCUCCAGGCUUGCAGCUAGGGUAGAGCAGGCAGAAGUCUCCUUAAUUCGUGUCUCAGAUAUGAGAAUCUUGGAGACCCAACAAACAGAAUAGGGUCAUGUUUGCAAGGAUGAGGACCCUCAUCUUUGGGGAAAGGUUCUAUGUUUUGGGUCUUGGAUGGGGUCUCAGGACAGCCCUAUCAAAGCCAAUAGUGGGUGUUCAAGAUAGGGCAGGCAUCAAGGAAGGAUCUACGUUUCCCUCUACAGUGCCCUCUGGUUCUGCACACACCCGGGAAUCGGUGUGCUGGCUCACAGUGCAGCAACAGUGCCCCAGUGCUUCCUCCAAGGAGGAUGUCCCUGGGUCACGGUCUGUGUGAGUGUGGGCACUGGUCCGCGUCCAUGCCUUGUUUGCCAAUCAAAGCCAGGGUCUUUACUUCAGGUAUUUUGAUGAUGUGAGUGAAUGUACACUAUUUUGUGGCCUCAGAUAAAUGCCUCCUGUGGGGAAAGGGGUGGGGGUAACAGUCAUCAUCAGGGCCUGGGGCCUGGGGCCUGGGAAAAUUUGGCUGAAUAAAGAUUUAAGAUUCU